AUGAACCAUCAAUACCUGUCAUACUGUGGUAUUGUGUAUUGGGAGUACAACUGUACAAUACCACAGUGGGCCUACUGGUCUGAAUGGACAGGUUGUUCUGUUUCUUGUGGAAGAGGACAGCAGACUCGACAAAGGUUGUGUGAUAAUGAAUUUGACACCAAAGAUGGUUAUCGACAAAGAUGUAACCAGCCAGGUUCAGAAUUACACAAUAGUGAGACAAGAGACUGUCCAUUGAAGGGUGAACAUGAUUUCUGUCCCUAUUGUGGUGUUGGUACAACAUAUAAUACCUACUCCACUCUAAGUAGUAGCUAUGGUUCUUACCAAACAGAAACAUUAGCAGGAAAUGCUUAUCUCCUAUUGAGUGACAUUGAUGAGAUAUCAUGCUGUGGGAAGAUCAGUCAGUGGAAAAUAAUGGCCAAGAACACAGGAUGGAUCAAGUUUAUUGUAUGGAGGAAAACUAGACAUCCAGGAGAAAAUCAUCUAUAUGAAGUGGUUGGUUCUGUUAAAGAAUAUGUGCCAGCUGUUGGCUACAGAGCAUUUAACCAACCACUGUCUUCACAGAUAACUAUUAUUCCUGGAGAUUUUAUUGGAGUAUAUGAAUACAGUAAUAACAUCAUUGGUUAUGAUAAUUGUGAUUCUACUUACGACCCGUCAACUGAUGACCAUAUUGACUGGAGAAAGAAUUUAUGUCCUACUGAUACUUACAAAAUGACUACUAGUGAACCAGUGGAUGGAAAUCUUGUAGAGUGGAAUACUACAGAAUUAACACCGAUCAAGGACAAAGUAUAUGCUGUUCGGUUUGUCACAACAACAAACAACAACCCGACCUAUACUAUGCCUAUAUACAGUGUAUCAAUACCAGAUUACACAGCAAUUGAUGAACAUGUUAUUGACCUGUAUUUCACUGAUAAUGAUUAUGCUGACUUCUGGCAAAAUGCUGAAGGCAUGUUUGACAACCAUGAUUACUUCUAUUACGACUCAACUAAAGAGAGUAUACAUGUUAAGACCAAGUUGUUUCAUGAAGUUGGACAAAAAUAUCACUACUACAAAUACACAGUGUGGGCUGCAGAUUCUUGCUAUAACAAAGUCACAGGAACAGUUACCAUAACAACAUAUAACUGGCCUCCAGUAUUUAAUGACUUGCCAGGAGCAGUAAACAUUUCAGAAUUACAAUGGGGAGGAGAGGUAUAUACUUUUAACCUCACUGAUCCAGAUGAGGAUGUUAUUACUUGGGAAAUGACAGUUAGUCCGUCUACCAACUUCUUCUACAUGGAAAAUAUGACUAUAUAUUUGUAUGGCUGGGCUGACCUUGACUUUGAUACUGUAAGCCAGUAUGUGAUCACAAUAACAGCUAAUGAUGGGACAGAACUCACAGUAUCUACACUGAUUGUAGAUCUCAUUGAACACAUUGUUCUCUAUCCAACUUACUAUGAGUAUACAUCUAGAGAAGGCCAGGUAGCCUCUAUAUCUUGUAUGGUUGAACAUGAAGAAUCCUAUACCUACCCAGACUAUAUAGAACCUCUAAAGGUCUACAUCAUCAUUGACAAUGUUACCUACAACUACGAACCUCAUUAUGGCUGCUUACAUAACUUGACCUAUGGGGUAAAAGACAUGUGUGAUAACAAAACUGACUGUUCCUUCAAUGUGACUAAUGCCAAUGUUGCCAGUCAGUGUGGUACUGAAGGAGAAGCAAACUUGUGGAUACGUUACCAUUGUGUUAGAGAUGCAGGUUGGACAACGUGGAACAACUGGCAUGAUUGUACUCGUACUUGUGGUGGAGGUUAUAGGGUUAGACACAGGAACUGUAGCAACCCAACAUGGAAUUAUUUUGGUAGUCCUAAAGAUUGUGAGGACAGUAUACCAGACGAAUGGGAGAGGUGUAACACACAUACCUGUGAAUAUUCUGGUAGAACAUGUAGAAAUGAUUACUUCUCUCCAGAAUGUCAUAUUUAUCACACUAAUGGUUCACUGGAUAUACUUCUAAGUAACUGGACACAUGGAUGUGCAUGGGAUUAUAACACCGAUGAUUAUUGGUUCUAUAAACCAGAAGAUACCUGGCACAAUGGGAUAACUCAUACAGAUUCCUUGUGUCAUAACCAUUAUGAUUGUGAUGUUUUGAUUAACGACAGUUUAACCUGGUGUUAUACAAGUAGAGACUAUGAUGUGGAGUUUACAUACAAAGAAUACUAUCGCUGUGGUUGGGGCUGGGAGGAUGAAGCCUGCUCACGGACUAAAGUCAGUUACUACACCAAUAGAUACAUAUCUUUCUGUGGAACUAUGUACUGGGAAUAUGGAUGUAUAAUCCCGCAAUGGUCACAAUGGUCCCACUGGUCUGAUUGUUCUAUCACAUGUGACAGAGGAUAUCAAACAAGGACUCGGUAUUGUGAGUCUGAUACAGAAUCUAAUACUGUAGACGGAUAUAACAACACAUGUGGACAGAAGAGUGAUGAACCUCAUACACUGGAGACAAGAGACUGUCUUCUUAAAGGAAACCAUAGAUACUGUACUUAUUGUGAGGCCAGGAAUUUUAGUUAUGUAGACCUCGGAAAUUUAACAUUAGGACCAGUCAAUGACACUGAAGAAGAAAAUGCCUAUAUAAUGGAGAGUGAAGUUGAUAUUGUACGAUGUUGUGGACUAAUAGCAUCAUGGACGUUUUACCCAGUGAAUGUUGGAACUCUUAAAUUUAUUGUGUGGAGAUCGAUUGGUGUUCCUGGUUACAGAGAAGUUGUGGGAACCAAUUCUGUUAAUAUCUCAGAUACUGACCUCAACAAGAUGAACACCUUCAUUCCACCAGAUGAGCAAAGAAUCACAAUAGUCGCCAGAGAUUUUAUUGGAUGGUUUGAUGGUGGAGCUCAGAUUUUAUCUUAUGAUUGGUGCAAUGCUUCAUACAAUGCUUCUUAUCCUGAACACAGAGAUCUCAGAGAAAACCUGUGUCCUACAGAUACUUAUAAAAUUGUUACAGAGGAUCCCCAAGAUGGUGAUGUGGUCAACUGGAAUGGGACCAAAGAGAUUUUGUAUGAACAAGUGUUUGCUAUUCAGUAUACCACUGUUGAAAAUACACUACCCUACUUUAAUUUGUCACGUUAUGAAAAGACAAUACCAGACCAUUCACCAAUAGAUUUCAGUCUGAUAGAUUUUUUCUUCAAUGACACAGAUUAUGCUGAUUGGUUUGUUGAUUACCAACCAGAAUAUGAUAAUGAUCAGUACUUCUACUUUGAUACUUGGUCUAAAUCUGUUCAUGUGAAAGAUGAUCUGCUGCAUAUAGUUGGAGAAAGAAACCAGUAUCACUUGUAUGUUAUGUGGGCUGAGGAUUCCUGUUACAACAGAGUUACUGGAACUGUUACCAUAACAACAUUUAAUGGGCCGCCUACCUUCCCAGAUUUCAACAAGAAGAUUUACAUUGAAGAAACAGCUACUGGAGCUUUAUAUACCUUCACUGUUGAUGAUCCAUCUAAAGGGCCAGACCCAAUCACAUGUAACAUGACAAAAACAAAUCCAGAAACAGAAGAUGUCUUUUUUCUAGAAGACCAGACAAUUCAUCUGAGUAGCUCUGCAACCUUGAACGCAGAUACCUUCCCUGAAUAUGAGAUUUACAUAUCCUGUUUUGAUGGUACAGAUACUACCUUGGGUUUCCUGAGAGUAGAGAUUUCUAAAGAUAGUACAGACAAUGAAUUGCCAGAGGAAUGGGUUGAAAUAGAAUCCUAUGUGUUAGGGAGUGUAACCAUUGCAUCUGUCACAAUUUCAUCAUUUACGAUAUUCAACAUUGUAAUGAAUGGAAUGCCUGCCUUCUAUUGAAGACAGUUAUUCAGCGUGUGUACUUCAACUUCAACUUUAUUUGAUCACUCAGAUACAAUACAUACUGAAAGGACACUAGGAGAACUGUUAUUGUGGAAAACAAAUUAAUGUCUGAUGUAUGAAGUUAUAAUGAUAACCGUUUAUAACCCACUUGUGGUUGGACAUAACAUUACAGGGAGAUAAAUCUGUAAAAUCUGCUUAAAGUUUUAAUCAUUUUGUAUUGUUAAGGAAAUUUGUCCUGUAGAAUAACAUUAAAUAGGCUACUAAACUCUAAGGAAGAUAUUCCACCAUGUGUCCCCUUCUAAUCUUUUAUGGAACAUACAUGGUCUCCACUCAGACGCUUUUAACCAAUCAUAUUUCUAGGAAUUUAUAGGAUGGGUGUGAUUAUACAAUGCCAUUUUCAUGGUAUGCAAAUAAUAAUGUAUUCAAAAACAUCAAAGAGUACUGAAUUUAAUUGAAAUAAG
This is a messenger RNA of Mytilus trossulus (common blue mussel), 4259 nucleotides long. RefSeq lists its product as uncharacterized. Gene Ontology annotation, cellular component: membrane. Lineage: Eukaryota; Metazoa; Mollusca; Bivalvia; Mytilida; Mytilidae. Gene Ontology annotation, molecular function: calcium ion binding. The coding region runs from base 1 to 3795 and encodes 1264 amino acids. The record is from RefSeq and is a predicted model, not a curated record. The transcript has 23 exons.